AUGUUCAACGCGUUUGGUGAGUAUAGCGAAAUUGGUGCCAUCGCCUAUCGUGGUGUGAUUCCAAUACUAUACUUGUUGGCGGUUUAUAAAAAUCGCCAUCGCGAGCGAGCGACGUCGACGUUGGCGAUCAGCAGGAUGUUCGCAAUUGUGCUAAUUGCCGACGGACUAAUUAAAUCGUUCAACUACUACGUGGAAUCGAAUUCGGCCGCCGAGCUCACGGAGAUCCCGUUGGCCUACGCGGUUUUCGCGACAAUUUCAUUGAUAUUGCUGGUGAUUCAUGAUCGAAUCCUCGAUGGUCCGAUUAUUUCGACAUACUUGCUUCUGCUCGCUGUUCAACGCUACGUGAUGCUCGUCGGAAGGCCGGAUUUGCACAAGUACGUCACCGGCGUGUGGAUGAGCAAUAUUUUGAAUAUUACUAUCAUUUUGGGCGUCAUCAAUACCGCCAGCAUCUAUUUGAAUUGCCAAUUCGAGCUGAUCGAGGUGUGCUCGUUGAACUGCGUGCUGCGCAAUCAAUUCGCGUGCAAUAAUGGAACAGCAAUGGCGUUGAAACUAAUUGGCCAAUUAUAUUUGAAUGUCGUCAUCCAAUUAUUAUUCCCAAUCAUCUCGUUGAUCAUCUACGCGAUUUUGUUUUGGCGCACAUUCAAACCGCGCCAUUGUUCGGAUCGCUCGAAACGCGAUCAAUUUGAUGUGAGUUGGACGACGAUUCCGACGCUGAUCGCCAUCGUCGCUCAGUGGUGUGCGGAGAUUCUCGCGUCGCGUCGCGACUAUCCCGAAUUGUGCAACCACAACGCGUUUUGUGUGCUCAUUCCGAUUGGCUAUAUUUUCGGCGAUGUGCGCCAUUGGCGAAAUCUCAAGGAUUGUGUGUGUCGUCGAGCGAGAGUGAAUAAUUCGAUGGGCCGCUAUUGA
Molecule: messenger RNA, 906 nt
Organism: Caenorhabditis bovis
Lineage: Eukaryota; Metazoa; Nematoda; Chromadorea; Rhabditida; Rhabditidae
Source: the annotation of a GenBank genome assembly